Laccaria bicolor S238N-H82 is the source of this 1479-nucleotide messenger RNA. RefSeq names its product MFS superfamily. Lineage: Eukaryota; Fungi; Basidiomycota; Agaricomycetes; Agaricales; Hydnangiaceae. Gene Ontology annotation, molecular function: transmembrane transporter activity. The record is from RefSeq and is a predicted model, not a curated record. Gene Ontology annotation, biological process: transmembrane transport. The transcript has 11 exons. The coding region runs from base 1 to 1479 and encodes 492 amino acids.
AUGUCCCACUCCAGCUUGCAAAGUGCGACCAUAACUGAUACAGCUGCAAUUCCUUCAGGGGCUGUUCUCAACUCCGAAAAGCCAUUGCAGAACAUUGCAACCGAUGCAGACGAAAUCAUCACGAAAGAUUUUGGCUUGAUACCCAUACCUAAGCGGCUACGCUACGAUUCUUCCAAACCAUUUCACUUUGGAAUUGCUUUAAACAUCGCGUUUGGUUUCGCGAGUACGUUUGUUGUCGCAAAUUUAUAUUACUGUCAACCUCUGUUAAUCCAACUUUCAAAAUCUUUCAACGUUACGUACAGCGAGGUCUCAAGAAUACCCACUCUCGUUCAGGCUGGAUACGCAACAGGACUUGUUCUGAUAUCUCCUCUUGGUGACUUGGUUCGACGAAGACAGCUUAUUCUCUGCAUAAUGACACUUUCAACAACAUUGACAAUCGGCCUCGCAAUAACAAAAAGUCUUGUCGCUUUUGAAGCUCUCUCCUACCUAGUCGGCGUCGUCUCAGUCACUCCCCAAAUCCUUCUCCCACUCGCAGCGGAUUUAGCUCCCGUGGAACGCCGUGCAUCUGCCAUUUCAGUCGUACUUUCCGGACUCCUCUUCGGAAUAUUAAUAGCUCGCGUCCUCGCUGGCAUCAUCGCAGAAUUCGCGUCGUGGCGGGUCGUCUAUUAUUUCUCGAUAGGGGUACAAAGUCUCGUGCUAAUGGGGAGUUACCUCAUGCUGCCGGAUUACCCAUCGAAAAAUACAGAUCUGACCUACUUCCGCAUUUUGUGGACUAUGGGAAAGUUCGCCGUUACGGAACCGAUCUUGAUACAGGCGUGUCUCAUCAACAUGGCUUCAAGCGCUUGCUUCAGCAAUUUCUGGGUUACUUUAACGUUUUUGCUUGGGGGCCCACCAUAUAAUUACUCGACGUUGGUCAUUGGACUCUUUGGGCUUGUGGGGAUGGCUGGCGUAGCUAUGGGGCCGGUCGUCGGACACAUUAUAGAUAGAUUGAUUCCGUGGUAUGCAUCGCUCUUCAGCAUCCUUACGCUUCUUUGCUUCCAAAGCAUACAAUUGGGAGCAGGAGGCGUAAAUGUUGCAGCUGUCAUUAUCGCGGCGUUUGGGUUGGAUAUAUUCCGGCAGAUGUUGCAGGUUUCUUUGACUACGGCGGUGUUUGGAAUUUCUGUUUCUGCUCGAGCCAGACUGAAUGCCGUAUCAAUUUUAUCGAUAUUCAUUGGCCAAGUCAUGGGCACUUCCGUAGGGACUCUAGUUUUCGUGAAGUACGGCUGGCGAGCUGGCGCAGGGCUCUCAGUAGCCUGGACUGGGUGGAUACUCUUGGUCCUUCUUGUGAGAGGUCCCCAUUGCCAGAGGUACACUUGGUUUGGGUAUGAAGGUGGCCUUGAGUCACGGAAGGCUGGACUAGAGACGUUUGAAGAAGAAAAAAAUGGAACUUCUGUAAAUUUCCCUCAACGAAGUGAUGUGAGCGGGCUAGACUGGCCUUGA